AUGGGAGACAUUCUUUGCAGAAUUGUUAAAUUUGCUCAAAGUUUUAGCAUGAUGUCAUUGACAAAUAUCGUAGUAGCAAUGGCUAUCGAUCGGUGUGUGGCUAUUCUAAAGCCGUUAAACGCAAGAGAAAUUAGAGUAAUGUAUUUGUGUUCAGCAGCGUGGUUCACGGCAUUUCUCUUAUCAUUACCCAAUAGUGUAAUAUUUAGUGUUCGUAUGGAACAAGGUCAUCCGAAAUGUAUGGCUUUAUUUCAGUUUGAAAACAAUUUAUUAGCAAGGCGAAUUUAUUUGACAUUUAUAUCUAUUGUGGUUUAUUUUCUUCCAAGUUUAACAAUUUUAUUAUGUUAUGGAUUGAUAUUUCUCAAAUUAUGGCAACAAGAGCGUCGAUCAACUAUAAAGAUCUAUGGUGUAGUUAAACAGCCCGAUGGUAGUGUCAACAGUGAUAGUAACACAUGCGGACACAUAGAGUCAUAUGAUUCACAUAAAAAGAAUAAAACUUUAAUUAAAAAACGCAUUUCAUUUCCUGCACAUUCAACAAUUUAUGGUCGAGCAAAAUCAAAAACAUUCUGGAUGAUUAUUAUACUCGUUAGCUGUAUGAUACUCUUCGGUUUGCCAUAUUACUGUUUAGAAUUGGUAAUUUCUUAUCGGGGUUUUGUUCCAAAUGAAAUUGUUUAUGCCAUUGCCGGUACAAUGGCUGUGGCACCUUCAUCCGUUGAUCCAUGGAUAUUUCUCUUAUUUUGGGUUAAAAGGAAUUCGUCAUCGAUAAGAGAAAAACGACAACAUCCAACAAAUGAAAAUGGUAAAUGUAAAACAUUAAUGAAUUCAAAUUCAAAACAAAAACAGUUUCGGAAUACUCUAUAA
Messenger RNA from Didymodactylos carnosus, 858 nucleotides. NCBI's taxonomy places the organism in Eukaryota, Metazoa, Rotifera, Eurotatoria, Philodinida, Philodinidae. The record is from the annotation of a GenBank genome assembly.